UUAAGGAAUGCCCAGAAAUGAGUGUUUUACCCCGCGUGCACGGAGCAGAGGGCACGCGGUGCAGCAGUGACAGCUGGGGGGUGGCACGCCCCCUCAACGUUAAGGGGCGACACGGGCAUGGCGGUGAGACGGUGACACAUUCAGAACACACUGUGAGCUUUGAGUUCCAUCGACAGACGUCGUCCUGACGGAGCUGGGCAAAACAUUUGAGACUGACAUUGCGCGACGCGCUUCACAUAUCAACCACACCCCUUCUCUCCAAUGCCAGACCCCUGUAUGUAUUUUUAGCAGUGAUGUUCACUGUCAACUAAUCUAACGGAAAGAACAGAAAAGAACACGCUCCAGCAAAGAAGAAGACAACUGGCGUUAAGGCCGUUGAACGUUUAGUCCACGGAAAGCAUCAAGUGAAAUGAAUAUUGAAAAUAAUCUACUGCUUUGCGCGUUGGUGAUCUUUACCAGUUCAUCGGAGAUAAAGGGUCAGAGCAUUUCUUUGCCCCAUGUUGUCACCCCAGGCGCCCUCCAGCAUGAGGGCGUGUCCACUGCAUCCCCAGUCCUCCCAUUGGUCAAUGAAGAUGAGGAGGAGCCAGAGCCAAGUCCUGCCAAACAGACCUCUCCAGACCAAGCGAAUGGAGCCCCAACCAAAUCAGCUUUCAUUGACGGCGACAGGCUGCUUCAAUCAGAGUCUGUUACAGAUGCUGGGGACUGGGAUGACAUGGCUGUGACCAAUCAGAUGACCACGUCUCUGCCUGCACCUGCAUACACAGUCAACACCGUUACCGCCACCCAAGACAAUGCCACUCUCGCAGACAGUUCCUCCUCCUCGUCCCCUGUAAAGAGCACCUCCCCUGCAGGACUGCCCUCCACCCUAGGGGACACAACCUACCCUGUCCCUGCUGGAGGCCACCUCACCACCUCUACUCCUCCUGUUUUAGAUACCACCCCACCUCCAUCCCAUGUUUUAACACCAAUCCAGUCCUCUGUCCAACCCAGCACCCCAGCACUGACCCCUGCCCCAACCCAAACCCUCACCACGGAGCACCGCAAGACCUCCGCCCCAGUACAUGUCCCUGCCGGCCCGCCUCACCAGGAGGUUCCAUCAGAGCUCACCGUUGGAGAUGAGGACAAAGGGCCACACAUCCACUCUUCUCUGGAUCCUUUGCUGGCUAGCCUGGUCUCUAUAUUUAUCAUCACCACAGCCAUAGUCUCUGUUGUCCUCUUCCUCAAAUUCCGCCAACAGACCGACCACCCUGACUUCCACCGGCUGCAGGAUCUGCCCAUGUCUUGUCUUCCUGUCCAGGAUGACUUGAUGGAAGGCACACCACUUUCCAGAUACACUUACACCUACUGAUGACAGAAACCUCUCAUCAUCAACAGUCAACUUUACUUCUAGCCCAGCUACACAGCACACCCAAUCGGCCACCGUUUAGGAUCCUGGCAAAGCUUUUGACUGGACUGGAGGCCCUCGGCCAGCGCCCAUGUUGUCUCACUAUGAUUCCCCCUGCUGAGCAGUUUCCAAUUUGAUUGUAUUAUGUUAACAAUUAGAAGGCAUUCAAUACCCAAUCAGGGGUUGCAGUAUUAGGACAUCAGAGGCUCCAUUUCGACAUUUGGCCAACACCAUCAUUAUUCCCUUUGAAGCUUUCAGACGUUUCAUCUGCACAGAGGUCUGUUUUGUUCUUUGUAAUGUACCCCCCCCCCCCCUCCCCUCCUUAUACAGGUCAUACACAGCACAGACCACUUUAUUGUGUAUUAGAAACAGUCACAGUGCCCUCUAGGGGAUAUCAGUGGAAGUGGAGUUCCCAAAUGAAUUGGUAAUGUAUAAAGAAAAUACAAUGCCACAUUUGAUGUUGUUGCCAAGGACCAUGAUAGAGGGAAAAUAGACAGGGAGUGAAAGAUGCUUACUGUAGAGGGACCUUAGGUGAUUUAAAUGUUCACCAGUCUCCAUGUUAUGGGACUAUUCUAAUCCAUGAACUGGCAAAACAUUUUUUUUAAUGUAUCUAGGCAAGUCAGUUAAGAACAAAUUCUUAUUUACAAUGACAGCCUAGGGUUAACUGCCUUGUUCAGGGGCAGAACGACAGAUUUUUACCUUGUCAGAAAAGGAAUUAGCUCCAGCAACCUUUCGGUUACUGGCCCAACACUCUAACCACUAGGCUACCUGCCGCCCCAUGAGUGAAGUAUUCUUUCAAACCAGAAUGCCUAGUGGGUUGUCUUAACAAGGGAUUGAGUUUCUUGAAAAACACCCAUCCUUGGUCUUACUUGCAUGAGAGCCGGUAAAGAUUCUGUAAUUGUAACCCCAAAAAGGCAGGGUAGUCUAGUGGUUAGAGCGUUGGACUAGUAACCGAAAGGUUGCAAGAUUGAGGUAAAAAUCUGUCGGUCUACCCCUGAUCAAGGCAGUUAACCCACUGUUCCAAGGCCAUCAUUGAAAAUAAGAAUUUGUUCUUAACUGACUUGCCUAGUUAAAUAAAGGUAAAAUAAAAAAACAUUUAACCAAUGUACAGAAAGAAGUAAAUUUUUUAGGGGGUAGUGACAGAAAGGGGGUCCCCUCCAAUAAGGGUGACUUGAUUAAAAAUCCUAUCUAGGCCUCCUGGGUGGGGCAGCGGUUUAAUGCACUGCAUCACAGUGCUAGAGGCAUCACUACAGACCUGAGUUCGAUCCCAGGCUGGAUCUCAACCAGCUGUAAUCAGGAGUCCCAUAGGGCAGUGCACAAUUGGCCCACCGUUGUCUGGGUUGGGGGAGGGUUUGGCCAGGGGGGGCUUUACUUGGCUCCUUGUAGCAGGCUGGUCGCCUGCCGGUAGACUUCGUCAUCAGUUGAAUGGUGUUUCGUCUGACGUUGGUGUGGCUGGCUUUUGAGUAAAGCAGGCGGGUGUUAAGAAGCGCGGUUUGGCAGGUCAUGUUUCGGAGGACGCAUGACUCAACCUUCUCCCGAAAUUGGGGUAAAAAUAUCUAAAGAUAAAACAUAUCUACAAGGUUUGAUCCAAUUUCAAGACUUUACUUUGAGGUGAAAUGUUGGGUUCACCAACAGUGGUCACACAAUGGUGCUUUCAUGUGAAAGUGAUUGGUUAAGGAACUUUGUGAAACAUAAAUUAUGAAAAAUGUUAGUAUUAUCAAAAUGUGAAUGCAAAAUGUACACUUACAUAUUUAUUGACUAUUCAGUUGAUAGUUAUGUCUCACAAAAUGAUCCUUUAGAUUUGUAAAUUGGAAAUACUAAAAUGCAGAAACAGAGCAAUGUAUGUCUAAGAACUAUGAGGUUUUAAAUGACAUCUAGAUUGAAAAUGACAUGUUUUGUCUUGCACUGCAACAAAUCAUAUUUUCACUGUUUAAGUGUUUCACUUGUGAUUUACCUGUAAGUGCCUAAAGUGAUAUAGGAUUAUAUACAGUUGCAGAGUUAACUGUAAGAAAUAUGUUUUAAGGACUUGUUCCAUUGUUUGAUAAUAAAACUGAAACCCUUUUA
Molecule: messenger RNA, 3448 nt
Organism: Salvelinus fontinalis (brook trout)
Lineage: Eukaryota; Metazoa; Chordata; Actinopteri; Salmoniformes; Salmonidae
Exons: 5
Coding region: 410-1348 (312 amino acids)
Source: RefSeq, a predicted model, not a curated record